Lagenorhynchus albirostris (white-beaked dolphin) is the source of this 564-nucleotide messenger RNA. RefSeq names its product mitochondrial ribosomal protein L33 (gene MRPL33). The transcript has 4 exons. Gene Ontology annotation, molecular function: structural constituent of ribosome. Gene Ontology annotation, biological process: translation. The record is from RefSeq and is a predicted model, not a curated record. NCBI's taxonomy places the organism in Eukaryota, Metazoa, Chordata, Mammalia, Artiodactyla, Delphinidae. Gene Ontology annotation, cellular component: mitochondrion; ribosome. The coding region runs from base 110 to 307 and encodes 65 amino acids.
GGGGCGUGGCUUCGGAGCACUUCCGGAAUCCUCUUCCGGAACAGGCCUGUGCCCCGGAAGCAGUUAUUUGUUGAGGGAAUUUGGACCUGUUUUGGAGGCUGCUGUCGCCAUGUUCCUGUCCGCGGUCACUUUUGCCAAGACCAAGUCAAAAACAAUUCUGGUGAAAAUGUUGAGCCAAGCUGGAACAGGUUUUUCCUUCAACACUAAGAGAAGCCGACUGCGGGAGAAACUGACUCUCUUGCAUUAUGAUCCAGUAGUGAAAAAAAAAGUCCUCUUUGUGGAACAGAAAAAAAUACGCUCCCUCUAAACAAUGGAUUGAAAAUGAAUUUGAUUUAUAAAUGAGAAGACUGAGGGCGGGAUACUGAUUCAGAAAUUCUGCAGCGUGUAAUGAAAGAAGAGGAAAUGGCAUGGAAUCGCUGCCUCCUGUGAUUUGAAGGCCAUUGUGAAGGAAAACAAUGCAGUGAAAGAAAGUUCUUCAUAUUAGGACAUAUAUCAUUGCAUCACAUUUAUUUAUCUUUCUGGAUAUUUUUAUAGCCCUUAAUAAAAAUAUUAAAAUAGCCUGUA